Molecule: messenger RNA, 2065 nt
Organism: Oreochromis aureus
Lineage: Eukaryota; Metazoa; Chordata; Actinopteri; Cichliformes; Cichlidae
Gene: wasf1
Product: WASP family member 1
Exons: 10
Coding region: 398-2065 (555 amino acids)
Biological process (GO): actin cytoskeleton organization; positive regulation of Arp2/3 complex-mediated actin nucleation
Cellular component (GO): cytoskeleton
Molecular function (GO): Arp2/3 complex binding; protein kinase A regulatory subunit binding; actin binding
Source: RefSeq, a predicted model, not a curated record
UUAUUACCGAUUUCAAUGGGGACGUUUUCUUGUGGAUAUACGUAAUUUCACACUACUUCUCUUAGAAAGAAAACAAAUGUCGCAUACGGGUAAAAUACAAAGUGGUUUUAUGACGCGAAACCUGAUGUAAGCUUAACCGGACUAGCUUUAUUGGCAAUUUAAUCAACAUUUGCCUAGAGAAUCCCUUUGGAAAAAAAGUGGCUGGAUUCAUCUCCGCCGCCGCCUCUUCCAGCAGGAGUACAUUUGAUUACGGAGACAGUACAACCAUGGAUCCGACUCGGGGAUUUAAAUUUUUGGACACGGUGGCACACUCUGCUGCUCAGUAAGGAUGGAGAGAAAAUAAGAGGGGUUUUUUUCUUCUUACAAACGUAUCAGGUAGCGGUUUCUCAGCAGAAGGAUGCCGCUGGUGAAGCGCACCAUCGAGCCCAGGCACCUGUGCCACACGGUGCUGCCAAGAAACAUCAAGAACGAGCUGGAGUGUGUGACUAACAUCUCCUUGGCCAACGUCAUCCGCCAGCUCAGCAGCCUCAGUAAAUAUGCAGAGGACCUGUUUGGAGAGCUCUUCAAUGAAGCACACUCCUUUUCUUUCCGGGUCAACUCCCUGCAGGAGCGCGUGGACCGCCUCUCCAUCAGUGUCACACAGCUGGACCCCAAAGAGGAGGAACUGUCUCUUCAGGACAUCACCAUGAGGAAGGCCUUCAGGAGUUCUACUGUUCAGGACCAGCAGCUGUUUGAUCGCACAUCUCUGCCUGUCCCACUGCAGGAGACGUACCACACCUGCGAGCAGCCCCCACCGCUCAACAUCCUCACACCCUACAGAGAUGAUGGAAAGGAGGGUCUAAAGUUCUACACCAAUCCAUCCUAUUUCUUUGACCUGUGGAGAGAAAAGAUGCUUCAAGACACAGAGGACAAGAGGAAGGAGAGGCGGAAACAGAAGUUGCAGGACCCCCGCAUGUAUGAUCAGGUCUAUAGGUACUUAGACCUUCCAGGGCAGCUGAAGGCGAUCGACCGUCCACACGAACCGGAGAAGAUACCGCGAGCACCUCACGAUCGUAAGAAGGAGUGGCAGAAACUGGCACUGGGGGCAGAGCUGGCCCAGGACUUACCUGAAGACAAACACAGAGAGGCCAACGGAUCUGCGGGUUAUCACGACAACAGGACUCAUUUGUACAUGGAGCAUUUGGACGGGCCCUUCUCACUGGCGGCGCUGCCCUACACUCAGAUGAAUGAACUGCUUAACCGUACAGGGGACAGAAUGUAUUCCCGACCUCACGACCCUCCACCGCCGCCACCUCCUAUGCACCCACUGGGAGAGAUAAAGCCACCUUCUGUGAUCAGCUCCAGCUCGGGCUUUUCCGACAGCAGACCCCAGUCUCCAGCCCGGACAGCAGGCCACAACUCCAACACUCCUCCUCCUCCGCCUCCCCCUCUGCCCCCUCCUCCUCCACCCUUACCCUCCACAGGCUUGCGCGGCACUCCUCCUCCUAUUCCUCCUCUACCAAUCCAGCAGCAGCCCCCAGCCAUCCCGCCUCCCCCCGCUCCCCUCCAGAUAGCCCCGGGCGUUCUCCAUCCAGCCCCUCCACCCGUGGCACCUCCCCUCCACUCCUCAUCUCCAGCUCGUUUCCAGCAGGUCCUGGACAAAGGUCCAUCCGCGGGCUCUGGUAUUCAGUCAGACAGCACCACCCUGCCUCCUCCACCGCCACCACCUCCCCUGCCCCUCCCAGGAGCGCGGAGCUCAUCACCCUGCCUAUCAGGGCCACCACCUGUGCCCGCCUUCCCUUCAGCAGGAGCCAUGGCCUCCCCUCCCCCCCACGCCGUCCACGACGUGGGGACCAAGAGGCACCAUCCAGCCAAUCUGCCACCCAUCAGCGAUGCACGCAGCGUCCUGUUGGAGGCUAUCAGAAAAGGCAUACAGCUUCGAAAAGUGGAGGAGCAGCGAGAACAAGAGGCUAAGCACGAGCGAGUGGGUAAUGAUGUGGCCACCAUCCUGUCACGCCGCAUCGCCGUGGAAUACUCCGACUCAGAGGACGAGUCCGAGUUUGACGAAGGCGACUGGAUGGAAUGA